GUAUGCGUGUGAUUGACAGCUGCAGACCCGGAGCUCCGUGAUCAUGGCGGAUGAGGUGUCCCGCGCCCAGAGCGCGCAGUCGGGAGGAGACACGAUAUUCGGCAAAAUCAUCCGUAAAGAGAUUCCUGCCAACAUAAUUUAUGAAGAUGAUCAGUGUAUUGCCUUCCAUGAUGUGGCCCCUCAGGCUCCCACUCACUUCUUGGUGGUCCCCAGAAAGGCCAUCACUCAGAUCUCUAAAGCAGAGGACGCUGAUAAAGAGCUGCUUGGACAUCUGAUGAUCGUUGCUAAGAAGUGUGCCGAACAGGUGGGAUUGCCCAGAGGAUAUCGACUGGUGGUCAAUGAGGGUCCUGACGGGGGUCAAUCUGUUUACCACAUUCACAUCCACGUUCUGGGUGGUCGUCAGUUGGGAUGGCCUCCUGGCUAACUGCUUGUCUAAGGAUAUCACUGUAUCUGUAUUGUUUGCCAUAACUGAAGUUAAUUGUUACAUGUCAAGUCAGAGUUCAUCAAUAAAACAACUGUAAAGAAGUUCUGUCUGAGGACAUCAAUAAAAACCAUUAAAUGA
Molecule: messenger RNA, 562 nt
Organism: Labeo rohita (rohu)
Lineage: Eukaryota; Metazoa; Chordata; Actinopteri; Cypriniformes; Cyprinidae
Gene: hint1
Product: histidine triad nucleotide binding protein 1
Exons: 3
Coding region: 44-424 (126 amino acids)
Biological process (GO): purine ribonucleotide catabolic process
Cellular component (GO): cytoplasm; nucleus
Molecular function (GO): hydrolase activity
Source: RefSeq, a predicted model, not a curated record